AUGUUUAGAGCUUUGCGACAAACAACCCGCUUGGGUCUCUACCAAGCACGAUGGAACUCGACUGGCAGCCCGUCACUGCCGCCGCUGAUGACCAAACUCAGGACUGAUUUGAAGACUGCGAUGAGAGCCAAAGACGCUGCCAGACUAGACGUCCUCCGAGCUCUCAUCUCCGAAACAAACAACUCCCAAAAGACCGCCUCUCCUAUUCAGACCGACUUGCAGCUCCUUUCGCUCAUUAAGAAGCGUGUCGCUGCCUCGAAAGACUCGGUUCAACAAUUCAUUGAAGCCAACCGACCGGAUCUAAAGGAGAAGGAAGACAAGGCGCAGGAAAUUCUGGAGGAGUACGCAAGCCAGGUCGAGACAAUGAGCGUUGAGGAGAUCACGCAGAUCGUCUCGCAGGAAGUCGCAAAGCUGAAGGAGGCUGGAGAGAAAUUCCAGGUCGGCACAGUUCUUAAAUCCCUUUUUGCUCCUGGGGGUCCCCUGGACGGCAAGCCCGCGGAACGAUCGGAAGUUGCAAAGAUCGCCAAAGACGCUGUUUCGUCGGCAUGA
Molecule: messenger RNA, 549 nt
Organism: Aspergillus calidoustus
Lineage: Eukaryota; Fungi; Ascomycota; Eurotiomycetes; Eurotiales; Aspergillaceae
Source: the annotation of a GenBank genome assembly